Molecule: messenger RNA, 2564 nt
Organism: Lutra lutra (Eurasian river otter)
Lineage: Eukaryota; Metazoa; Chordata; Mammalia; Carnivora; Mustelidae
Gene: SYT3
Product: synaptotagmin 3
Exons: 11
Coding region: 246-2021 (591 amino acids)
Biological process (GO): calcium-ion regulated exocytosis; regulation of dopamine secretion; cellular response to calcium ion
Cellular component (GO): membrane
Molecular function (GO): SNARE binding; clathrin binding; calcium-dependent phospholipid binding
Source: RefSeq, a predicted model, not a curated record
CAGACCCGGGAGGACUUCUACUCCUGGGUCCUGUGAAGGAAAGGCCCCGGGACGAGUGGGCCGCGAGGGGUGGAUUCCUCGAUGAGAGAAUUGUAUUCAGCUCCUCCUCCCACCACCUGGCGCGUGGGGACGGGUCCGCAGCCCCUUGUCCGUCCUACAACCCCCAUGGGCUGCCGCCAGCCGCCACCUCGGCUGCCACCCAGGACACGGCAGGGAUAAGCGCAGCACAGAACCCACCGGCUACCAUGUCAGGCGACUACGAGGAUGACCUCUGCCGGCGGGCACUCAUCCUGGUCUCAGACCUCUGUGCACGGGUCCGAGAUGCCGACACCAGUGACAGGUGCCAGGAGUUCAACGACCUGCGAAUUCGAGGCUAUCCCCGGGGCCCAGAUGCAGACAUCUCCGUGAGCCUGCUGUCGGUCAUCGUGACAUUCUGUGGCAUUGUCCUUCUGGGCGUCUCCCUCUUCGUGUCCUGGAAAUUGUGCUGGGUGCCCUGGCGGGACAAGGGAGGCUCAGCAGUGGGCGGGGGCCCCCUGCGCAAAGACCUAGGCCCUGGGGUCGGGCUGGCAGGCCUGGUAGGCGGCGGUGGGCACCACCUGGGGGCUGGCCUGGGUGGCCAUCCUCUGCUGGGGGGUCCACACCACCAUGCCCACACCGCCCACCAUCCGCCCUUCGCUGAGCUGCUGGAGCCAGGCAGCCUAGGGGGCUCUGACCCCCCUGAGCCCUCCUACUUGGACAUGGACUCAUACCCAGAGGCUGCGGCAGCUGCAGUGGCCGCUGGGGUCAAACCGAGCCAGACAUCUCCUGAACUCCCCUCUGAGGGAGGUGCAGGCUCUGGGCUGCUCCUACUGCCCCCCAGUGGUGGGGGCUUGCCCAGUGCCCAGUCGCAUCAGCAGGUCACAAGCCUGGCACCCACCACCAGGUACCCGGCCCUACCCCGGCCCCUCACCCAGCAGACCCUGACCCCCCAGCCGGACCCUGGCAGUGAGGAGCGGCCGCCUGCCCUACCCUUACCCUUGCCGGGCGGGGAGGAAAAAGCCAAACUCAUCGGGCAGAUCAAGCCAGAGCUGUAUCAGGGGACUGGACCAGGCGGCCGGCGCGGCGGCGGGGCUCCGGGCUCCGGAGAUGCCGGUGGGGGAGCGCCCUGUGGCCGCAUCAGUUUCGCCCUGCGGUACCUCUAUGGCUCAGACCAGCUGGUGGUGCGGAUCCUGCAGGCCUUGGACCUCCCGGCCAAGGACUCCAACGGCUUCUCCGACCCCUACGUCAAGAUCUACCUGCUCCCAGACCGCAAGAAAAAGUUCCAGACCAAGGUCCACAGGAAGACGCUGAACCCUGUGUUCAACGAGACAUUCCAGUUCUCCGUGCCGCUGGCUGAGUUGGCCCAGCGCAAACUGCACUUCAGUGUCUAUGACUUCGACCGCUUCUCGCGGCACGACCUCAUCGGCCAAGUGGUGCUGGACAACCUCCUGGAGCUGGCUGAGCAGCCCCCCGACCGCCCACUUUGGAGGGACAUCGUGGAGGGCGGCUCGGAAAAGGCAGAUCUUGGGGAGCUCAACUUCUCACUCUGCUACCUCCCCACGGCUGGGCGCCUCACCGUGACUAUCAUCAAAGCCUCUAACCUCAAAGCGAUGGACCUCACCGGCUUCUCAGACCCCUACGUGAAGGCCUCUCUGAUCAGUGAGGGGCGGCGUUUGAAGAAGCGGAAAACCUCCAUCAAGAAGAACACGCUGAACCCCACGUACAACGAGGCGCUGGUGUUCGACGUGGCCCCGGAGAGCGUGGAGAGCGUAGGGCUCAGCAUCGCGGUGGUAGACUACGAUUGCAUCGGGCACAACGAGGUGAUCGGCGUGUGCCGCGUGGGCCCGGACGCUGCCGACCCCCACGGCCGUGAGCACUGGGCGGAGAUGCUGGCCAACCCCCGCAAGCCCGUGGAGCACUGGCAUCAGCUGGUGGAGGAAAAGACUUUGUCCACCUUCACGAAAGGCAGCAAAGGAUUGUCAGAGAAAGAGAACUCAGAGUGAAGGGUCUGGCCUAGGCCCAGGAUCGCACCAGGCCCCCUCAGGACCCCAUCCCUUCCUGCCCGGACUGGGAAUUCAUUUCCUUGAAGCCAUAACGUCCGAGCUGCGUGGUGCAGGGCAGCCCUGGGCCUGCCCGUCCUUCUACCCCACUGGACGUGAGGGUGGGAGGCUGGUGGGCCCGGCUCCCUGUUUCAGGGUGGGGGGGCAUUCAGUCUCCACUGUGUCUGUCUUCCCUUCCCCAGGGCUCCCCUUCCAGGCAAGGGGCCAUGCAUGUCUGGGGGACCCCAGCCCCCAAAACCCUUCGUCUUUCUGUCUCUUUGCUGUUUGUCCAAGAGAGUGUCCUGACCCUCGUUCUCGCCGUGACUGUCAGCAGACUAAUCCUCUGUAUUCCUCCAGACACACACACACACACACACACACACACACACACACACAGACACACACACACCCCUACCUGUGUCUACCCUUUCUGUUCAACACACCCUGCGUCUGGCCAAUUCCCCCACUGCUGCUGCUACGAACACCAGAAUAAACACACACCAUGGG